Molecule: messenger RNA, 1050 nt
Organism: Stylonychia lemnae
Lineage: Eukaryota; Ciliophora; Spirotrichea; Sporadotrichida; Oxytrichidae
Source: the annotation of a GenBank genome assembly
AUGGGUGUUCUCUCAUUCGAUGUAACCAAAGGAUAGUUUUUCUGGGCAUCAGUGAUAUGUUUAAUAUCAUUCUUGUCUGUGACUAUAUUCGAUAACAUAUCUUAUCCUUUAUUCAUGCACCCAUAUUAUACUUACUAUACUAUAUUUGUUAAAUGUGCGAGUAAUCAGAUCUCCUACAAUCUCUUAAACAGAUCUUUAAAGAGGAACUAUUUCUUUAACUUAAUGAGAAACGUGGUGAAACCAACGCUGUUCCCACUAAUAUAUGUUGGAUAUACUGAUCCCCACAGAGUCUUAAAUCUAGCUAUUGCAGUCUUUUUGAUGACAUACUUAUUUUAACACCUUAAUUUAAGAAUAGUAUCUAGAUUUAAGUAUCUAUGGACUAUCCUACAUUUCGGAUACUUGAUGAGCAAUUCUAUUGCACUGAUAACCAUGUUUAACAGAGCUCAGAAUCACUAUAAUGGAAAUGCUAUGGCUUUUUUCUUAGCUUGGUUUGGAGAAGUUCAUUUCUCCAUUAUUGGUCAUGCCUUUGAAGACUUAGUUUUUGGUGAUCUCAACUACUUCGGAUGGUCUCUGAUCCAAGGUUUUCAUAUACCAUACCUGAUUGCCACAUUUAUAAUAUUCUUUUUACAAUUCAUGCUAUAUGGUGAAGGUCUUAAAUUUAACAGCCCUUAAAGUAUUUACGAUUUUGCAAAUGGUCAUGGACACAUCUAGAAUUAUUAAGUUGUAUCCCACAAUGAUAUUAGAGCUUAUCCAAUUUACUUUUACUCUAAUCUUGUAUUUGCUUUGUCAAUUUUACAUAGCAAUUUGAGAACAUACUAAAGAUUAAAUUCAUAUGAAAGAUCAUAAAUAAAGGUAGAGAAAAAGAUUUAAGAAUAGCCAAUAGAAAUCGAAGAAGAGACUAAGUAUAUCUAAAAAAAAUUUUCAAACAAAACAAGCCCCAAACAAAAUAGAAGAAAAAAAUAAGAACAGGUUGGUAAAAAUGAUCGAUAUCGCUCGCCAUCAGAUUAAUAAGGAUAGAUUAGGAAUAGGAAAAAGAAUAAGAACUUUUGA